Saccostrea echinata is the source of this 839-nucleotide messenger RNA. RefSeq lists its product as uncharacterized. Bases 1 to 816 code for a protein of 271 amino acids. The record is from RefSeq and is a predicted model, not a curated record. The transcript is spliced from 3 exons. Lineage: Eukaryota; Metazoa; Mollusca; Bivalvia; Ostreida; Ostreidae.
AUGAAGGUGUAUGCUGUACUGGGAAUGUUUGCAAUUGUGUCAAGUUGCCUUGGUCAAGAAUCAGAAAAUGUAGAACGCAAACUGAACCCUCAGAUAAGUGUAUUUAGUAAACAAUGUUGUCCACGUCGUAAUGGUAUGUACCUUGAUCUAACUAAUGGUAAAGUCUGGGAUGGAGCAGAGGGCGUGUCUCAGCCAGUAUUCACACCUCAGUCAAACAUCGAGGAAUGUGGAGUUAUGGCUGACCUCAGAGCUAACUUCCAGAAUCUGACAAACUGCGUUCAGGAUUGGCAAGAAGAUGGUUGUUUCAAAUUCCCGUUGUGUGGACGACGCAUGCUUAGAAUAGAUAUGUAUCUGGGGAAAGAGCGCGGGGGUUUUAUGUUCAACUUUGGAGACAGUCCAAGCAAUGACGGAUGGGGUGGUGAUGCGAGUGACACUAAACACGAUGCAGAGCUCAUGGGACUAUAUCCCAACACCUGGGAAAUAAAAUCAGAUUAUUGUAAAAAUGAGAAAAAAGCAUGGAAAGACAUUCUGUUGGCACCAGGUGUUACAAAAGUCACCAUUUUUGUCGCCAACAAUUACGUCAGGAUCAAGAACAACCAAGGAUUUGAUAUGACGACAUGUCACAAAUGCCUCUUUGCUCUCAAUGGACAGGACCCCGACGAUUUAGCGAACACAUUUUAUUUGGCCUUCAACAACGUGAUCAGAGGAAGUGACCGACGGGGUUAUGGAGUGUGUCGUGUUGGAAUUCGCUGGGAAUGCCCGGAUUGUGAGAGAUUCCGUCCACAUCCGUUUCUCAUUACCAAAACAGCCGAAUAAACCUAACCAUCAUUGUGUGUUGA